This is a messenger RNA of Pollicipes pollicipes, 1227 nucleotides long. Its product is annotated as glycine receptor subunit alpha-2-like. The coding region runs from base 1 to 1227 and encodes 408 amino acids. Gene Ontology annotation, cellular component: membrane. Lineage: Eukaryota; Metazoa; Arthropoda; Thecostraca; Pollicipedomorpha; Pollicipedidae. Gene Ontology annotation, biological process: monoatomic ion transmembrane transport. The record is from RefSeq and is a predicted model, not a curated record. Gene Ontology annotation, molecular function: extracellular ligand-gated monoatomic ion channel activity; transmembrane signaling receptor activity. The transcript is spliced from 2 exons.
AUGUCGGACGACAUCGUCGUGAUGUUGUGGCCGGCGACGGCCGCCGCCGCCGCCAACGACACGGACUGCGCGCCACCGUCGGCCGCGCGGCUCAUCCCGGCCGACUACGACCGGCUGCAGGCGCCGUUCAGCGCUGGCCGGCCACUGACGGUGCACCUCUCCGUCUGGGUGUCGGCCGUCACCUCGGUCAACGAGCUGCAGCAGGAGUUCUCGGUGGCGCUGUACCUGCGGCUCAAGUGGCGCGACCACCGCGUCACGUUCCCGCGCUGCCGGCGCGAGGCGUUCGUGCUGAUCGAGGCGGCCGCGCUCGACAGACUCUGGCUGCCCGACAUCUACUUCGGCGGCGAGAAGCGCGCCGCGCGCCACGCGGUCGUGCGCCGCAACGCGGCGCUGCGGCUGAACCGCAUCGACUCCAGCCUCUACCUGUCCGAGCGACUGAGCCUCGCCAUCAUGUGCAGCUACGACUUCCAGCUGUUCCCGAUGGACUUGCAGGUGUGCAUGAUGAACAUGGAGCCGUACGCGCACGACAAGCAGUUCAUCGAUCUGAGCUUUGAGCAGCCCGGCAUCUACUUUAACAACUUCAAGUUCCGCAUCCCGCAGUUCCGACUGACACGGGUAGUGCCCGGCAACUGCAGCUACACGUACAUCUACCAGGGCACGACGUUGCGUCAGUCGUGCGUCCGGGCUGCCUUCUUCUUCGAGCGCACGUUCAACUACUACCUGCUGCAGAUCUACGUGCCCUCCGUACUGAUCGUCAUCAUCAGCUUCCUCGGCUUCUUCGUGCCGGUGAACCUGGUGCCGGGCAGGAUUGCACUCUCCAUCACCACGCUGCUGACGUUGGCCACCCAGUCGCAGGCACUGCAGAAGUCGCUGCCGCCCGUCUCCUACAUGAAAGCCAGCGACGUGUGGAUGUUCGCCUGCAUCCUGAGCGUGUUCGCCACGCUGCUCGAGUUCACGCUGUCGUACCGGCACUACGAGCGGCGCCAGCGCGCCGCCGCCCGCGUCGGUCCUGUGGAAUGCGCCACACGGCUGGGCAGCUCCGGCGGGCGACACCUCUGCAUGCGGCGCCGGUUCCUGCUGGCCGCCCGCUCGCCGCACUUCGUCGACAGCAUGGCCAAGGUCAUCUUCCCGGCCGCCUUCACGCUGUUCAACGUGGUGUACUGGCUUUACUUCCUAGACAUGCGCGAGCGCAGGCACCGGUACGACACGAGGCAUUACAUCGCCUGA